Molecule: messenger RNA, 3756 nt
Organism: Budorcas taxicolor (takin)
Lineage: Eukaryota; Metazoa; Chordata; Mammalia; Artiodactyla; Bovidae
Gene: CANX
Product: calnexin
Exons: 15
Coding region: 171-1952 (593 amino acids)
Biological process (GO): protein folding
Cellular component (GO): endoplasmic reticulum membrane; endoplasmic reticulum
Molecular function (GO): calcium ion binding
Source: RefSeq, a predicted model, not a curated record
CUCGCGCGGCGGCAGCGGGAGUCGAGGCCUCUUGGUGCCGCGGCACGUGACGGUCGUGCUGCUUCAGCUGCUGCGCUGCCUCAGCGGCUGUAUUCUCUGCGGCGCGGGGCCGGUUGUGCGGGUGGGAGCAGGCGAGGGCGCCACCGGCCGUCCCGCUGAGGCUCGAGAUCAUGGAAGGGAAGUGGUUGCUGUGUAUGUUACUGGUCCUUGGAACUGCUCUUGUUCAAGCUCAUGAUGGACAUGACGAUGAUGUGAUUGACAUUGAGGAUGACCUUGAUGACGUCAUUGAAGAGGUAGAAGACUCAAAACCGAAGCCAGAUGCCAGCAGUCCGCCAUCGCCAAAGGUCACCUACAAAGCUCCAGUUCCAACUGGGGAAGUGUAUUUUGCUGAUUCUUUUGACAGAGGAACUCUGUCAGGGUGGAUUUUAUCCAAAGCCAAGAAAGAUGACACUGAUGACGAAAUUGCGAAAUAUGAUGGAAAAUGGGAGGUAGAUGAAAUGAAGGAAACGAAACUUCCAGGCGAUAAAGGACUUGUGUUGAUGUCUCGGGCCAAACACCAUGCUAUCUCUACUAAGCUGAACAAGCCCUUCAUCUUCGAUACCAAGCCUCUCAUUGUUCAGUAUGAAGUUAAUUUCCAAAAUGGGAUAGAAUGUGGCGGUGCCUAUGUGAAACUACUUUCCAAAACCCCAGAGCUCAAUCUGGAUCAGUUCCACGACAAGACCCCCUAUACGAUUAUGUUUGGUCCAGAUAAAUGUGGAGAGGACUAUAAAUUGCACUUCAUCUUCCGCCACAAAAACCCCAAAACAGGUGUAUAUGAAGAAAAGCAUGCUAAGAGGCCAGAUGCAGAUCUGAAGACCUAUUUUACUGAUAAGAAAACACAUCUUUAUACAUUAAUCUUGAAUCCAGAUAAUAGUUUUGAAAUAUUAGUGGACCAAUCUGUUGUGAACAGUGGGAAUCUGUUAAAUGACAUGACUCCUCCUGUAAAUCCUUCACGUGAAAUUGAGGACCCAGAAGACCGGAAGCCUGAAGAUUGGGAUGAAAGACCAAAAAUACCAGAUCCUGAUGCUGUCAAACCAGAUGACUGGGAUGAGGAUGCCCCUGCUAAGAUUCCAGAUGAAGAAGCUACGAAGCCCGAAGGCUGGUUAGAUGAUGAGCCUGAGUAUGUGCCUGACCCAGACGCAGAGAGGCCGGAGGACUGGGAUGAAGAUAUGGAUGGAGAAUGGGAGGCUCCUCAGAUUGCCAACCCUAAGUGUGAGUCGGCCCCUGGGUGCGGUGUCUGGCAGCGACCCAUGAUUGACAACCCUAAUUAUAAGGGCAGAUGGAAGCCCCCCAUGAUUGACAACCCUAACUACCAGGGAAUCUGGAAACCACGGAAAAUACCAAAUCCAGAUUUCUUUGAAGAUCUAGAGCCUUUCAAAAUGACUCCUUUUAGUGCUAUUGGUUUGGAACUUUGGUCUAUGACUUCGGACAUUUUCUUUGACAACUUUAUUGUCUGUGGUGAUCGAAGAGUAGUUGACGACUGGGCCAGUGAUGGAUGGGGCCUGAAGAAAGCCGCAGACGGGGCUUCUGAGCCAGGGGUAGUGGGGCAGAUGAUUGAAGCAGCUGAGGAGCGCCCAUGGCUCUGGGUGGUCUACAUUUUGACUGUAGCUCUGCCCGUGUUUCUUGUCAUCCUCUUCUGCUGUUCUGGAAAGAAACAGGCCAGUCCUGUGGAAUACAAAAAGACUGAUGCUCCUCAGCCAGAUGUGAAGGAGGAUGAAGAAGAAAAGGAAGAGGAGAAGGAAAAGGGGGAUGAAGAGGAGGAAGGUGAAGAGAAACUUGAAGAGAAGCAAAAAAGUGAUGUUGAAGAAGAUGGUGACACUGUCAGUCAAGAGGAGGAAGACAGGAAACCUAAAGCAGAGGAGGAGGAAAUUUUGAACAGAUCACCAAGAAACAGAAAGCCGAGAAGAGAGUGAAACAAUCUUAAGAACUUGACCUGUGAUUUUUCUCUCCCUCCCCUUCCCCUGCAAGUGUGGGUCCUAGGAGAGGACCUGGCACACCUUGGGUUGAAAUUCAAAAACCUUCAGAUGCACCACCAUCAGCAGGUCCCAGCUGAACACUCGCCCGUGUAAUUUUAAACAGCUAGCAGUAAAUAAUUGCAGUUGUGACAUAAAGGACCCUGUUUCUGUAGAGAGAAAAGCUUAACAUAAUUGUUGUGAAAUGUAACAUGAAGCAACUAACUUGUAAUUUUUUUUGUUUUUAAACGUUUGUUUUUUUAAAAUAGUGUGAUAGAACUUUGCCAGUCUUUAAAAAUCUUGGCUUAAUUUAAUAUAUUAAUCUGUCCGUGCAGAAAUAAAACCAACCUUUAAAAAUGUUAGGGGGAUGAAUUUGAAGUUGCUGAAUUGUAACUGAUUUUAAGUUUGGUAUUAUGAAACAUUUAAAUGUCUUUGUCCCCUAAUUGAUAAUCAUGUUUAAAAUGCAGUCAUUUGUGGUUAUAAUCUUGUUUUGCUUGCUUCCAUUAUUCAAUUCCUCCUAAGGAAAUUGAGAGUGAUUGGAUGGAAGCACAAAUUUAAGUAAAGAUUGUUUAAGUUAUAUUAAAAACAGACAUACAAAAAGAAAAAAACAUUUCACUUGUUGGUUAGACCAUAAAGUAUGUGUGUUCUCUUGCCCUUGGAACAGCUCAGUUCCCACACAGCUCUGCAGAUAGUGGAAGAGGUGGCAUAUAUGGCACUCAGGCAUCCAUCCUUCACACGCCAGGAGUGUCUGGGCUCCAGUCUUCUCAAGCAGGUGGCUUCUCAAGGAGCUACCACCAUGUGUGAGCUCCAGAGUAGGUGCAGAUGUUUUCAUCACAUCUUCCACUGUGUUGACACUGUCUUACCUUCUCAAGUUCCCCAAAUUCCCAAGAGCUUUCUCCUCUGCUAUGCAUUUUGUCUUCACAGCGCAGCUUACAGUCCAUUGCUAAAAAUGAUUAUAAGCUCUGCAUAGUGUUAAGCUUUACUGUGAUUAUAUGUAUGUUUCUUCUUUGUUAAGCAGACCCACACCUUUCCAGGGUCAAAGUACAGGAUAGAAUACUAUCCUUCAUCUUUUACUCGGUUUAAAGACUUCAGAAGUCUAAUCCAGAGUUGAGCCAAUUCAGAAUUGACUGUAAUUGAACACAGGCUAAAAGUAUUUAUGGGGGGAGUGACUUUUAGCAUGAGUUUUCUGAUUUUUGUAGCUGCUAAACCUUUUAAAUCUUUAUUUGCAGUUCAUGUAAUAGUUGUGUCUUAAAUUACAUGAUAAAGCAGUCCUGUUCAAUUUUUUUUAAGUUAUGUGGCUUGUGGAAUUUUUAAUAAAUGAACUUAGGUCUGUUUUUUCAUGUGGAAUGCAGAUGGGUGCUAUCAGAGCCUCUCCCCUAUCACUAUAGUGUAAUAAUACCAUUAUUACACCACACUGAAAUGUAUUCAGAACUAGAUUAUUUUUUUUAGCUUUAUUGUUUCUUCAGAGGUGUUGCAAAUGUACCGAUGAUACUGUUUCUUGCACUGAAUAUAUAAACACUCCAGAGUGUUUAUAUUGGGGAGAUAUUGGGGAGAAAGUAUAUUCGUAAAAGAUGAAGGCUGUAUCUGUUUCUCUUCAGUUUUUUACUUGUUCACUUAAAUUCUUAUGAGGGUGGGAUGCAUCUUCUUGCUGUUCAGUGCUUUAUCCUUUUUCAUCUGUUUUGUGGUCACAGUGACCUUAGCUAUGUAGCAGACUUUCCCAAAUGUAUUGAGUGCAAAUAAACAGUUACUUAGCAAGACCCGAAAA